GCCGGUUGGCGAAAAGCGAGCAGACCUCACCACUAUUCGGACUCACCUCCACAAUCGAAAAUGAGUAUAUAACUCCCGUCGGUCUGCCUCUCUCAGCUGUUUUUCUUUCCUCACCAGCCUCAGCUUCUCCAUCAAUCUCUAAUUCGUGUCCAUCUUCUCAUUCUUUAGAAGACAGCACAGUCACUCUUUGACCUCCUACUCUCAUUAUUUUCAUAAUCCACUGCUCUUUGCAACCACUCCCAAUCACCCUCUAUAAUCUAACACCUCUCUCUACAUAAUUCAAAAUGCAGUUCCGAAAGGGUAUUCAGAUCGCCGCUCUCCUGUCGGCUCUCUCCCACAUGGGAGCCGCCGCCCCGGCCCCGGCCGGCGGUGUCGAGGCCCGCGGUGAUAACUACGGUUACACCGCUCCUACCCCCAACAACGCCACAUACACCUCCGCCGCUACCUACGGAGCUCCUACUCCCGUCGCCGGCUACCCCAAGGGCGAGGACUACGACCACACCAAGUACCCCAACGGCAAGCCGUCCGCAGGCUACCCCAAGGGCGAGGACUACGACCACGUCAAGUACCCCAACGGCAAGCCUUCCGCCGUCGACUACCCCAAGGGCGAGGACUACGACCACGUCAAGUACCCCAACGGCAAGCCUUCUUCCGUCGACUACCCCAAGGGCGAGGACUACGACCACGUCAAGUACCCCAACGGCAAGCCUUCUUCCACCGGCUACCCCCACGGAAAGCCCACAUAUGUGAACGGCAAGCCUACCUACCCGGCUGCGGAGGACUGCGAUGAGAACGGUGUCCCGUACUCGUCUUACCCUCACGGAAAGCCUUCCGGCAAGGGUUACCCCUCCAAGUUCGGCGGCAAGGGUGACUACCCGUCCAAGACUGGCUACCCGGCCAAGACCGGCACCGGCUACCCCUCCAAGACUCGCUACCCCGGCAAGAACCACGGAGACGACGAGUCUGACUCCGAGCACGGAUCCGAGUACGAGUCCGAGGAUGAAGGUCACGGACACGGCAGAAAGCCCACCGGACACGGACACGGAUACAAGCCGUCCAAGCCCACCAAGCCGUCUUACCCCGUCGCUAAGCCCACCAAGCCCACCUACACCAAGCCUAACGGCCACGGAUACCCCUCCAAGGGACACGGUGGUAAGGACUGGGAGUCCGAUGACGAGGAGGAGACCUACCCCAAGGGUCACGGUGGAAAGGACCACGACGAUUCCGAGUGGGAGUCUGACUCCGAGGACACCUACCCCAAGGGUGGAAAGCCCCACGGAGGAUACCCGGCCAAGUCCACCGGCUACCCCUACGGACCCAAGGACACUGGUUACCCUUCCAAGUCCACCGGCUACCCCUACGGACCCAAGGACACUGGUUACCCUUCCAAGGGUACCGGCUACCCCCACGGAAAGCCCUCUGGAAAGCCCACCUACCCCAACGGCGGCAAGAACGUCGAUGAGGAGGAUUGCGAUGAGAACGGUGUCCCGUACUCGUCCUACCCUCACGGCAAGCCUUCCGGCAAGGGAUACCCUUCCAAGGCCACCGGCUACCCUAACGGACCCAAGGACACUGGUUACCCUUCCAAGGGCACCGGCUACCCUAACGGACCCAAGGACACUGGUUACCCUUCCAAGGGCACCGGCUACCCUAACGGACCCAAGGACACUGGUUACCCUUCCAAGGGCACCGGCUACCCUAACGGACCCAAGGACACUGGUUACCCUUCCAAGGGCACCGGCUACCCUAACGGACCCAAGGACACUGGUUACCCUUCCAAGGGCACCGGCUACCCUAACGGACCCAAGGACACCGGUUACCCUUCCAAGGGCACCGGCUACCCUAACGGACCCAAGGACACCGGUUACCCUUCC
This is a messenger RNA of Tricharina praecox, 1874 nucleotides long. RefSeq lists its product as uncharacterized. Lineage: Eukaryota; Fungi; Ascomycota; Pezizomycetes; Pezizales; Pyronemataceae. The annotation marks the transcript as partial. The record is from RefSeq and is a predicted model, not a curated record. The transcript is spliced from 2 exons.